GUUUAUUUUUUCUUUUUAUUGUAACUGAUAAUUUUUGUUGAUAUCUUGUAGAAGCCCUGAGGAUGAAUUGAAUAAAAUCCGAAAGCUCGGCAAAGAAAACAGAGUAUUUUUUUGGUGUAAAACUUGGUCGAUUCCCUUAGAAAUCAUUCUGUAUGAAUCACGACCAUUACUGCAUCUAAGUUGUAAUCAAUAUGGGAUUUUAUCAGGACAUAUCUACAGGAUAUUCAGAGGAAGUAGCACAACACCUUAAAAAAUGGAGUUCACAGAGGGGCAAGUUGGCGUCGGCUUAUAAUAGACGUAUAUUUUUAUUAGAAUGUAAGAGACAAGGUAUUGUACCUAAACAUAUCAGCUCAAACAUCAAUAGUAUUAUGGGUUUAUUUGAGAUUAGCAGUAGUCGUAAAUUUAAUAGAAAGUUGGAUGAAUUGAACAAAAAUAUUAGACUAAAAAUCAUAAGAUUAGAAAUAGAUUAUAUUAAUUAUAAGAUUCAAUUUUUGGAAAAAUCUAACAGACACAUAAUGAAUCAAUUAACAAGUGAACUUCCAAGAAUAAUACUAGAUGAAUUCAAACGUAGACAAAAAGUAGGUUUCAACAAAAAAUUUCACAAAAUUAGGCAGUCAAAUUUAGCCAAAGUUGAGAGAUUACAUAACACAAAUUUGAAUAGAUUAGUAACACAUGAAAAGUGGUUUAAAAAUCUCUCUAGAGUUGAUAUACCAAAUAAUGUUAAAACACUUCUCUCAUUGGGUUCAAAAUUCAGCCUACAAAUUUCAACUAAGGACAUUCCUGUGAAUAAGUUGAUUGCUGAUGUUGAAGACAUCCUUCAAAAAACCCAGAAUACUAACCGCGAUCUUUUGAGAUCUAAAAUAGCCAGUAUUAUAACGAAUCACAUUCAUAAUAAUAAGGGUGCAAAAACAUAUACUGAUAGAAUUUAUAACGAGACAAGAUCUUUUUUAAAAAACAAUGAAAAUUUGUUAGUCCUCAACAGCGAUAAGGGUUCCGUAACUGUGAUAAUAGAACGCGAAACUUACAAACAAAAAAUGUAUGAAAUAGUAAAUUCAGAGAGUUUUCGAACACUCCAAAAAGAUCCAACUUUAACAUUGCAAACUAAAAGUAAUAAUUAUAUCAAAAAGUUACAAGACCUAAAUAUUCUGAGUGCAGAAAGGGCAAAAGCUCUGAAAUCCUAUAAUUCAGUUUGUCCUAAAAUCUAUGGCAAUCCCAAAUUGCACAAACGUGAUUGUCCUUUACGUCCUAUAGUGUCAAGUAUAAACAGUCCAACCAGUAAUAUAUCUAUGUUUAUGACAGAAGUGUUAACCCAAACUUAUGAUAGAGAAAAUGAGUACUUUAUAAAAGAUACAUUCGAAUUUGCUACAUUUGUCAAUAAUUUCAGGUUAGAGGAGGAUUAUGUCCUCAUUUCUUUAGAUGUUGUCAACCUGUUUGGCAACCUAUGUGAGGAAGUUGUAGUAGAUGUCCUUAAUCAGAGAUGGGGUAGUAUUUCUAGAAACUGUGACAUUCCUAAAGAUCUAUUUUUUGAAAUUAUCAGGUUCAUACUUCGGAACAAUUAUUUCUCAUUUGACAAUCAGUUUUAUAUUCAAAUAUUUGGAUGCGCCAUGGGCUCGAAAAUCAGCCCAAUAUUGGCUCAGUAUGUCAUGGAUCAUACAUUCGAUAUGUGUGUUCCAAAGUUGAGACACAAAACCGCCUUCAUCAAAAAAUUUGUUGAUGAUCUUAUUGUAGCCUUACACAAACAAGACGUUGAAAUUAUAUUGGAACAGUUCAAUAGUUACAAUCCGCAUAUACAGUUUACAAUAGAGUUUGAGGACGAAAAUAAUUCUGUUAGUUUUUUAGAUACGAGACUCUACAGAAUUGAUAAUACUGUACAUCUUGACUGGCAUAGAAAGCAAACUGCUUCAGAUAAAUUAAUACAUUUCAAAUCUGACCACCCUGUACAAAUAAAAAUAAAUUGUAUUAAAGAAAUGAAAAAUAGGGUGAACAAAAUAUGCCAUCCCAGAUUUUUGAAACGCUCCAUUGACAAACUUUUUAAUAUUUUUGUUGAAAAUGGGUACCCAAGAAAAAUGAUUUCCAAGCUACUCUAUUCGUCAGCGAAUGUCAACCAUAUAGACGACAACGACCGCCCUCCCCAGGUACUUAGAUCUACGGACACAGAUGGAGUUGAAAUUAAGUUUGGUAGUAUUGUUAAUAUUAAAGGUUUAACUUGUAAAAUAAAAAAAUGUUUGAGUAGAGAAGAUGUGAAAAUAGCAGUAUAUAAUUACAAAACUGUUAAGAGAUUGUAUAGUAGGCUGAAAGAUACCAUUCCAACUAUGUUGCAUUCAAAUGUAAUUUAUAGAAUACAGUGUGAAGAUUGUUCGCGUGGUUAUGUAGGUCAGACAUCUCAAUUGUUGAAAAAUCGAAUAUCACUUCACAAGAGCGACAUAAAUAAAAAGAACAAAAGGUGUGCCCUAACAAAGCACUCAUUAGAACAAAAUCAUAAAUUUCUUUUUGACAAUGUAGAGAUAAUUGAUAAAGAACGGAAUUACAAUAAGAGAAUUAUAUUAGAGAUGAUCCAUAUCAAUGAGGAAGAAGAAGCAAUUAACAGUAAAUCUGACACGCAAAAUCUUAGUAAUAUCUACACAUAUUUGUUAACAUACCCAAACCGAGAGAAAAAUUUCUAUGAUGGACCUAUUGAUGAAUAAUAAAAUUUGUGAACAAAACCCACCAUCUCUCUUGCACCCAUUGUUUGAUGCCUUGUCUCAUUGAUUUUUAUCUUCUGUCUAAAUUGAAUGAUUUAAACGCAUGUGCAAAUACCACCAUCUUAUUUCAUUCUAUAUUCCACAUUAAAAUAUUGACCUUUAUCGACAUAAGAUACCCAGUUGUCACUUUGAGAUUCCUGAAAUAUUUUUAUUUUUGUUAGAUUUAUGAAUUACUUAAUGAUUAGUUUAUAUUUGUUGACACCUUAACCUCGAUUUCAAAGCCCUGAGGAUGGAUUGAAUAAAAUCCGAAAGCUCGGCAAAGAAAACAGAGUAUUUUUUUGGUGUAAAACUUGGUCGAUUCCCUUAGAAAUCAUUCUGUAUAAAUCACGACCAUUACUGCAUCUAA
Molecule: messenger RNA, 3087 nt
Organism: Harmonia axyridis
Lineage: Eukaryota; Metazoa; Arthropoda; Insecta; Coleoptera; Coccinellidae
Exons: 2
Coding region: 192-2684 (830 amino acids)
Source: RefSeq, a predicted model, not a curated record